This is a messenger RNA of Hyla sarda, 2069 nucleotides long. RefSeq names its product acidic mammalian chitinase-like. The record is from RefSeq and is a predicted model, not a curated record. Gene Ontology annotation, cellular component: extracellular region. The transcript is spliced from 11 exons. Gene Ontology annotation, molecular function: chitinase activity; chitin binding. Bases 580 to 2010 code for a protein of 476 amino acids. NCBI's taxonomy places the organism in Eukaryota, Metazoa, Chordata, Amphibia, Anura, Hylidae. Gene Ontology annotation, biological process: chitin catabolic process; carbohydrate metabolic process.
UUGUGAUAAACCUUAUCACAUCGUCCGCAUAUAGAAGAAUCUUUUUCGUGUGCCCUUGAGCUCAAAAACCACAACAACACUCAGAUUUCCUAAUACCAAUACCUAAUGGCUCCAUAAACAUUGCAAAUAAUAAUGGAGCCUCGUGCCUUUUUCCAGAUAUAAUUUUCCCGAAAGUGCCCCAUUUAUAUUUAUUCUCGCAGUUGGUGACGAAUAUAUUGUUUUACAAGCAAAAAGAAGAAUAAAGCUGGCACUACCUCUUUAAAGUCCUCAAACACUGUAUCCUCCAGUGAUGCAUUGCUACUGCUUCAUCUCUGUGUGUGGUGGCAGCGGUGCUGCGUCCCGUGACCAGUGAAGAUAAAUCCAAGCAAAAAGAGAAAGUCGGACGGCAGCUCGCUGUGUUCCACGAUGCUUUAUUCAGAUACAAUGGGUGCAAACGUCAUACAGGCAACAUGAUAAAGUGAAGUUUCAUGAUAUAUGCUGCUUCCGGUUCAGUAACUAUGAUGUGGUGCGUGCGUGCGAGGCUAAUAUACGUCAGCACUGUGUCGUCACCACGGCAACUAGUACAACAUAUGCCGGUGCAUGCGCACAUCAGUGCUGCUGACAGACCAUUACUAUACAAGUUUGGCCUUCCUACUGCAUGUGCAGUUAGGCUCUUCUGUCAAGUUGGUUUGUUACUUUACCAACUGGGCGCAGUACUACCCUGCUCCAGCAACAUAUAUGCCAGAUAAUGUUGAUCCAUGCAUGUGUACUCAUCUGAUUUAUGCUUUUGCUACCAUGACCAACAACCAGAUUACUACAUUCGAAUGGAAUGAUCCUACACUAUAUGCCUCCUUUAAUGCCCUCAAGAAAUACAACAGUGAACUGAAAACUCUUCUCUCUGUUGGAGGCUGGAACUAUGGAACUUCUGGGUUUAAUACCAUGGUAUCCAGUUCAGAAAACCGUCAGACUUUCAUCACCUCUGUCAUUAAAUUUCUGAGACAGUAUGGGUUUGAUGGAUUGGACAUUGACUGGGAGUAUCCAGGGGACUCAGACAGAGGAAGUCCACCACAAACUCAGCAACAGUUCUCUGUUUUGCUUCAGGAAAUGCAUGAGGCAUUUGUGCAAGAAGGAAGUCAAACCAACAGGCCUCGUCUUCUAAUGUCUGCUGCUGUGUCUGCUGGCAAGUCCACUAUUGAAAAUGCAUAUCAAAUUCCACAACUAUCUGAGUACUUGGACCUUAUUAAUGUAAUGACAUAUGAUUUACGUGGCUCAUGGGAAGGAUUUACAGGAGAGGAUAGCCCUCUUUACCAGGGCCCAGCUGAUCAGGGUGGUUAUAUCUAUUUUAAUGUGGAGUAUGCUAUGAAUUACUGGAAAAAUAAUGGAGCUGCACCAGAAAAACUAAUGGUCGGAUUUCCAACCUAUGGACGAACAUUUGUACUCUCCAACCCCUCUAACACUGGACUUGGUGCCCCUACCUCUGGUGGAGGUCCUGCCGCUCCAUAUACACAGGAGGCUGGAUUUAUGGCAUAUUUUGAGAUCUGUAGUUUCUUGAAAGGUGCUACAGAGGUUUGGAAUGCCCCACAAGCAGUCCCCUAUGCUUACAAGGGAAGUGAAUGGAUUGGAUAUGACAACCAAAAGAGUUUCCAAAUCAAGGCUGAAUGGCUACUGAAAAAUAACUUUGGAGGUGCAAUGGUGUGGGCCCUUCCUUUGGAUGACUUUAGUGGCACUUUCUGUGGUCAAGGCAAAUAUCCUCUAAUGAACACAUUGAAAUCGGCUUUGGGCAUCUCUUUCCCAAAUUGUAACACACCAACAAUAACAGCAGCACCAAACACAGCAGCAGCUCCAACAACAGCUGCAGCAGCAGGUCAACCAGGUAGCAGCAGUUUCUGUGUUGGCAAAUCAAAUGGACUUUAUCCCAGCCCAACUAACAAAAGUAAAUUCUACAACUGCCUGAAUGGAAAUACCUACCAGCAGUCCUGUCAGUCAGGCUUAGUUUUUGACACCAGCUGCUCUUGCUGUAACUGGGCAUAAAAGCAAGAAGUGGGUUUUUGUCAAUAAUUUUUAAUGUUAAAUAAACAUUCUGGCCAUUU